Molecule: messenger RNA, 3006 nt
Organism: Anopheles funestus (African malaria mosquito)
Lineage: Eukaryota; Metazoa; Arthropoda; Insecta; Diptera; Culicidae
Product: acyl-CoA Delta-9 desaturase
Exons: 5
Coding region: 1667-2848 (393 amino acids)
Biological process (GO): unsaturated fatty acid biosynthetic process
Cellular component (GO): endoplasmic reticulum membrane
Molecular function (GO): stearoyl-CoA 9-desaturase activity; iron ion binding
Source: RefSeq, a predicted model, not a curated record
UACCGAACUACUAAUAUUCGAUUACAACAUCAAUAUUUCAUCGAUCGUGUGUUGUGAUGGUUGGCCCCAUUUCGUGGCAGGAAUACAUUGACAUCACCAUUUCCCUGAGCCGUACUACUGUAACGCGUUACUGUUGUACAUCCUUUUUGCUUGUGUCACUGCUACUAGACACCCAAUUGUAAAUAGCGCAUAGGGGUCUCACAAUCACAACCACGCCGUGUUACUAAUGAGUCAUUGCUGAAGGUGUUUCAUACCGAUUUGAAAUAGCUUUGGGGAAGGGAUUGUAACACCCCAUACGACGCAUAUGAGAAUAUUCCAUUUAUGAGCAUUUUAUGAGCUACCGUCAAUCACGUGUUGACAGCACACAAAUGGACCAAUAACCAUAAUUUGGAUGCCACCACCCAAAACCCUGCCUUCCAUCCGUUCGCUUAUCGGACAUCUUCUUCUUUUUCUUCGUCUCUCUGCGAGGCGCUUGGGUGGUACGAUAGAGGAAUCCAGCUUCCUGGGCCUUCCCCUAUUACUCCCCCGUAUUGGACUUGGACGCUUUAAAACCUCAAAGAUUUCCCAGACCGGCAACUUAGGCCAUAUGUCGCCGCUUAUCGGACAUAGGUGAUUUUAUUUAUUAUCUGCUGCUUUGUGCGAGGAACCGGCACAAUCGAAAAAAAAAUAAUAUCAUUUCUCACGCAAACCGGAUCAGCUUAAAUUUGUCUCCAUCAACGAUUGGGUUUUGGUUAUCAUUGACCCAUUCGCAGCCAUGCAAUAAGAGUAAAAAUCAAAACAAACACAACAUCUGUUCAGCCGUGAAUUGUACGUUAUCACACUUCCAACGAGUGGCAUUUAGCUGGGUGAUAAUGGGCCUUUUUGCGCUCUCUCUAUCUCUCUCUCUCUCUUUCUAUUUAUUCUGUUUCUAAAGUUUAGAAGUGAUGAAGUGUUCGAAAAAAUGUGUUCUUGACGCAAUAGCCUUAUGAGUCACUACUUACAUCUUACACUAGCGUUGGCUUUUUCCCGUUGUCUCAUCGCGAUACUAAUGAUUGACGUAGUGCUGUUUGCUUGAUUGUUUGGAGGCUUUCGUUAGCUGUGUAUCUUACAAUUUGUCAAGUAUUAGUUCUUUUUUUUUUGGGAAAAAAAUCAUCAGCAAAGAGAUGUGGAUUGAUGUGAUCUUGGAUCGAAAGAAGUAUCUUUUUUCUAAUGCUAACAACAUCACACAGUGCUAAGAGCAUUAGGAAAGAAAUGCUUCUUUCGAUAAUGGAGCUCAACAAUUAGCAUCUCUUAUCCUUUUUUUUUGCAUUACAGAAGGGAAAUAAUUUUUCAUUGAAAUUACCUUUCGACUUGAUAAGCUACUCAUGAAUCAAAACAAUGCGAUCUUGAUAGUACAGUACAUCUCGAUAGUGUAAACAAUUUAGUGUCCUUUCGGUAUCGAUAAGGUCAGCUUGUUUGCUAAUUUAAACUUGUAAAAGCUACUUUGUGCCUAGUGGAGAUGAGUGAAUAAGAGUGAGUGAGUUGAAUCUUGACUCAGCGCGAAGAGAUCUUUUUGACUCAUUAGUGCGGACUAACGACUCACUCUUUCAUGUUCGAAAUCACACAAUAUGAGUAAUGUUUCAUACUAACAUUAGCGACCAGUGAGCAACAUUACCAAACUUGAGCGGAAACAUCGGGCGAAAGAAAAAUGACACCUAAUGCGGUAGAAAGUGUAUCGACAGACACCGAUCCGAACGCUGGUUGCGUUCUUACAGCAAACAUGGACACGGAAACGCUUCGGAAAAGGAAACAGGACACCCGAAGUACAAUCAGCGACCAAAACAACAACAGUACAGGCAGCGACAGUGGUGGUGGUGUUAAUCACUGUGAUCAUGACACGGGCACACCCUUUCGUGCCCAGAUACGGUGGCCCGACUUUUUCGCCCAGCUGUUCGUGCACGUUGGCUUUCUGAUUGGAGUUUACUAUUUGGUGACAUUCCGGGCCAAGUUCUACACAUACCUAUGGACCCUGGGAUUGGUGUGGGCCACCGGAUUAGGUAUAACGGCCGGUGCUCAUCGGCUUUGGUCCCACAAAUCGUACAAAGCCCGUUGGCCGUUGAGAUUGUUACUGAUGUUCUUAUUCACGAUAUGUGGCCAGCGUGAUGCAUACACGUGGGCACAUGAUCAUCGCGUACACCACAAGUACUCGGAAACUGAUGCCGAUCCGCACAAUGCCAAGCGUGGCUUUUUCUUCGCCCACGUGGGCUGGGUGUUCCUUACCCCACAUCCGGAGGUCGUCGCUAAACGGAAAAUCAUCGACAUGAGCGAUCUUGAGGCUGAUCCGAUCGUUAUGCUUCAGCGACGCUUUUACAUUCCACUGUUUGCGCUGCUCGUCAUUGGAUUGCCAGUGCUGGUACCCUGGUACUGCUGGGAGGAGCAGUUAACCAUUGCGUUCUGGGUGUGCUUUACGUUGCGCUUUACCACCACGCUCAACAUUGCGUUCUUCGUCAAUAGUGUAGCGCACAUGUUUGGCAACAAGCCGUACGAUAAGAGCAUCAGCCCGGUGGAAAAUUUGGCCGUUGCAAUCGCUGCAAUGGGCGAGGGUUGGCACAACUACCACCAUGUGUUUCCGUGGGACUAUAAGACGAGCGAGCUGGGAAGCUAUCUGUUCAACGUGACCACGGGAUUUAUCGAUUGUUUUGCACGUCUCGGAUGGGCCUAUGAACGUAAAUCCGUGCCACCCGAAGUGGUCGCUCGACGUGCGGCCAAGUGUGGCGAUGGUACACGCUUUCUUACCGAUGAGUACGCACAUCAGGAUGCCGUGUGGGGUUACGGCGAUCAGGACAUACCAAAGGAAGAUUUAGAUGCUAUUGUAAGGACGCAGCGCUGAUCAAUGAAUGACACAGUUGACCUUGACAUUCAACAAAACGAGAUCAUGGGAGUAACGGUUUUGUAGUUUGUUUGUAAUACCACAAUCAGCUUUACAAGAAUGUGUUGCAGUGUUAGUCAGUUAUUGAUUAAUGAAUAAACAACUUUUUUCAUUUAAAA